AUAUGUCUGUGCUCACUGCUCAUAUUAUCUCAAUUCUCAUUACUCGUUAUAUUGUGCAUUAUUUUGAUUUUGCAAUUUGUAAACCUGUGUCUUAGUCUAUUUGCUUUAAAGAGUUUAAACCAUAGAUGCUUUAAGCUGUGAAGACAUCAAGUUAUUGCUCACAAGUUGUGUGAUUUAAAGGAAAAAGAGGGCCGUUAUGAAUCGGCGUAGACCACACGAAGAAGAAGAUGGAUAUGAACGUCUUCAUAGAAAACGCCGUCGAGUUUCAGAAAAUCAAGAGAUUGAAGAUCGACUUGAGUCGCUGAUUCUUCGAGUUGGGGAAAAGAGUAGUUCAAGUUUGGAAAGUAAUCUCGAAGGUUUAGCUAGUGUGUUGGAAGCUGACCUAAGCACCUUUAGGGUUAAGAUAUUGCGCAUUCUCACAGAAUGUGCAAUCCGAAUGCCCGAAAAAUGUACUAUUUAUGCUACACUUGUUGGUCUGCUUAAUGCUAAAAAUUAUAAUUUCGGUGGUGAAUUUGUUGAUUAUAUUGUGAAAACUUUUAAAGAAAAUUUAAAGUGUGGAAAAUGGAAUGCAGCCAGAUAUUGUUUGAGAUUUAUAUCAGAUUUAGUAAACUGUCAUGUGUUGGCUGCUUCAUCCUUACUUACCUUGUUGGAGACAUUAGUUGAUUGUGCAAAUGAUGAUUCAGUGCCACAAGUCAGAAGAGAUUGGUUUGUGUUUGCAGUCCUAGCUACAUUGCCAUGGGUAGGAAGGGAGUUAUAUGAAAAAAAAGAGUCGCAGCUUGACCAUCUGCUUGUUACAAUAGAAGUAUUUUUAAACAAGCGUAGUAAGAAACACUGGCCAGCUCUUAAAGUAUGGUCAGUAGACACACCACACUUACAAGAAGAGUAUUUAGAUUGUUUAUGGGCUCAAAUUAAAAAGUUGAGGCAAGAUAAUUGGUCAGAGAAACAUAUUCCAAGACCAUACCUUGCGUUUGACUCCAUCCUGUGUGAGGCAUUACAGCAUACUCUUCCUGCUAUUCAGCCUCCUCUGCACAAUGAUGGAGACACAUAUCCCAUGCCCCGUGUGAUAUUUCGCAUGUUUGAUUAUACUGACUGUCCAGAUGGACCAGUAUUGCCAGGAGUGCAUUCCAUUGAACGUUUUCUAAUUGAGGAACACUUGCACAAUAUUAUUGAAGCCUACCACCUGGAAAGGAAAGAAUGUGCUGCUCAGUUACUUUGCUUUCCAUACAAAGCCAAGAUACCGUUGGAGUACUGCAUAGUUGAAAUAAUAUUUGCAGAGUUAUUUAAUUUACCAAGGCCAAGAUAUUUAGAGAUUUGUUAUGGGUCAAUUUUAAUUGAACUGUGUAAACUUCAGCCAGCAACAAUGCCACAGGUACUCGCUCAAGCUACAGAGAUACUCUUCAUGAGGAUUGAUAGCAUGAAUGUUGCCUGUUUUGAUAGGUUGGUCAAUUGGUUCUCAUAUCACUUGAGUAACUUCCAGUACAGAUGGUCCUGGGAAGAUUGGGAGGGGUGUGCACAGCUUGAUCCUGAACAUCCUAAACCACGCUUUAUCAAAGAGGUGCUUAGCAAAUGCCAAAGAUUGUCAUACCAUCAAAGAAUAAAAGACAUGGUACCAGAAACAUUGGCUGCAUUUGUACCUUUAAAAGCAGAACCUAUAUAUAAAUACUCUAUGGAAGGAGCAGCCUCUCUACCCGGGACUGAAGCAGCUCACCAGCUAGUUGUAUGUGUUCGAAACAAGUGUACCCCUGAGGAAGCCCUGAACGUCCUCCGUGAACUCCCAAAUCCCUUACGGGAAGGGGAUGCGGCGUCAACACACGCGUCGCAGUACAACCCUUUGAAGAUAGAUGUGUUUGUGCAGACCCUACUCAACCUCGGUAGCAAAAGUAUUUCGCAUAGUUUUGCUGCGAUAUCCAAAUUUCAUUAUGUUUUUAAGAUCCUUGCCGAAUCCGAGGAAGCCCAGAUUUGUGUACUCCGGAAUGUUUGGGAGCUAUGGCAGAAGCACCCGCAGAUGGUCUGCGUGCUCGUUGACAAAAUGCUGAAAACUCAAAUUGUGGAGUGCAGUGCGGUGGCCACUUGGCUCUUCUCAAAGGAAAUGGGGCCGCACUUCAUACACUCCUGUCUUUGGGAGAUAUUGCAUUUGACGAUUGAUAAGAUGAACAAACAUGUGUCUAAACUGAGUAAAGAACUGCAAGAGGCAAGGGAAGCAUUAGCAAGGGCUGAUUCAAGCAGUUCGGACUCUGAAGACGAAAGUGGAAGCAAGAAGAAAAAGGAUCAAGAUAAACCCACUGAAGAGGCGGUGGAACGUAUGGAAGAAAGACUAGAGAUGGGUCACACAGAUCAAAAGAGGUUAUUCCUGAUCGUGUUCCAGCGAUUUAUAAUGAUCCUCUCAGAGCAUCUCGUGAGAGCGGACACGGAUGCAAGAGAUCCACUCACCCAUUGGUAUACAAGUACUGUUGGACGACUUACGCAAGUGUUUUUGUUGCAUCACGAGCAAGUUCAAAAGUACAGUAGUACAUUAGAGACGUUGCUCUUCACUCAAGACUUGGAUCCGCAUAUACUUGAUGUGUUUCACCAGUUCCUCGCGCUCACUGCGUAAGCCUUAUGGUUGUGGCUUAUUUAUUAAAAUUAUUAUUCAUAAUAUACACAUCUCGGUUUGACCAUAGAUACCUUAGAUA
Messenger RNA from Pieris napi, 2672 nucleotides. RefSeq names its product nuclear cap-binding protein subunit 1 (gene Cbp80). The record is from RefSeq and is a predicted model, not a curated record. The transcript is spliced from 10 exons. Gene Ontology annotation, cellular component: nuclear cap binding complex; nucleus. Gene Ontology annotation, biological process: nuclear-transcribed mRNA catabolic process, nonsense-mediated decay; mRNA export from nucleus. Gene Ontology annotation, molecular function: protein binding; mRNA binding; RNA cap binding. Bases 197 to 2593 code for a protein of 798 amino acids. NCBI's taxonomy places the organism in Eukaryota, Metazoa, Arthropoda, Insecta, Lepidoptera, Pieridae.